Messenger RNA from Penicillium argentinense, 1029 nucleotides. RefSeq lists its product as uncharacterized. Lineage: Eukaryota; Fungi; Ascomycota; Eurotiomycetes; Eurotiales; Aspergillaceae. The transcript has 2 exons. Bases 1 to 1029 code for a protein of 342 amino acids. The record is from RefSeq and is a predicted model, not a curated record.
AUGGGUCGAAGAGGACCUACAACGACAUACAAAACAAGGGCUGCGAGAAACGCCGCUCGACGGCUCCGCUAUCAGCAACAAAAGCGAGCUCAAGUGCUAUCCCAGGAGACUUCGGUCCCAGCACGUCCACGAACACAACCGGUCAUUCAACCACAUGAGCCAAGACAAGACGCAGACUCACCUCCACAGUCCGGAACCGCCCCUGAGCCUGCAGCUGCUCCAGAUACACUUGAUGCGGGGCCUAUACCAGAGCCACACCUCACACCGGAAGGCUCACUGCCUUUAUCCAAUGAUAAUGACUUCUUGCUGGAUGAUCCUAGUGGGUUCGAUUCUGAUGGCGGAAAUGCUCUGCAACGGGCGGAGGCAACUAUCAGGUAUAACCUGUCUGCUGAAGCAAUUCCAGAUGAUGAUGAGCCCACUGAAGGCCCUAUCUCGGCCGCUGACUAUGAACCGCUCCUAUUUGGCAUUCCUGAAAUUUCAGCAGACUCAGGCACAGAUGACCUGACAGAUAGCGCAUAUGGAUCAGGGGAUAGCGACAAUGGCUAUCCACAGUCUGAUCAAUUGAGCACUGGCACUGAGAACCUUGAUAGCCUUGGGGUGCGACUAGCACAACAGAUCCUGCAGUUCCAAGGUUGUUGCCCUGAGUGUCAUCAGCAGCCAAUGGAGCCGCUGGUUAAUCAGGAGAGAUCUUCCAUCCCAACCAUCAGGCUGGCCGAUCUGCAAAAGUGGCACUGCCCCCAGGUGCUCGGUAGCCCACAACUACCUGAUGCAGAGACUACCUGUACCAAAAAUUGGUCUGCUACCGACCGCCGGCAACCAUUCUGUGGCAUUGGCAAUGAUCAAGAGACACCACCAGUGGUCUUGAUCACAGAUGAGGAAAAAGAGUUGUUGCCACCAUCCACCAAAAAGAAAGAGAGGUCGACCUACCAAGUACGCAUCUGCGGAGGAAAGAAAAGCGUCAAAGAUAGCACAACAGCGAGACCAGCGUCAGUCCGCUCGCGCUACAGACCGCGCCCGGCAAUUCGAUGA